CUGUACUGUACUAUGGUUUAGGUUUUCGAUCAAAAAUUUCUCCUAUCUCAUUACAUUCUUUUCUCAGUAUUUCUAUGGUUGAAGGCUCCCGUGGAAGGUUCGCAGGCUCGUCGCCGUUGAAGGCCCGUCGCCGUUGAAGGCCCGUCGCCGUUGAAGGCUCGUCGCAAAUCCUACCGUGACCCAAUCGCUGCCUACCGUUGUCGUCGAAAGAGAGCUUCAACGAAAACCCACGGUGACUCUGCCCUAGCCCUACCGUGACGCGCGACCGCUGCCACCGUGACUCUGUCGACAAAGGAGAGUUCCAACGGUGACCCUGCUCUGACCCUUGUCGUUGUUGCUGUAUCGACUGUCGAGGGGCCUGUCUUGUUCACUGCCAUACCGACCGUCGAGGAGGAGAUUUUUGGACCAGUUCUUUUUCUUAUGGAGGUGCAUUUAUUUGCUGAUAAUUAGCAUCAUAUAAUUUGAGACCAACAGAGGCCAUAGACAUUACCAAUGAUAACAGAAAAGACAAAGGAGAUGUGGAUGAGGAUGAGGCCCUGUGUUAUCUUCAUUCUGGAAAAGAGUUGGUAAUGAACAGGGUGAGAUGAAAGUGUGAACAAUAUCAGGAUCGGAGACAAAUAGCUUUGAGAUAUUAGUAGCUGCUGUUCUUGAGCUGUAAUUCCUUCGGUGUUUCUUUCCCUUAGGAUCUGUAGUAACAAGAAUCUUAGAAUUUAUUUGGUUAACACAAGCAGCCCAAUGGACAGCGUAGUUGAUUCUCUGAAUAAUGCCUAUCAAGAUUUUGUUUCUGCUGCUGCCAAUGUAUUAGAGGCCAAAGAAAAUGCUGGUUCCGUUAAAACAACAGCUACAGAUACUGCUCUAGAGAACUUUAAGCAGAAGUGGGAAUUGUUUAGAGUAGCAUGUGAUCAAGCUGAGGAGUUUGUGGAGUCUGUGAAGCAAAGAAUAGGAUCCGAGUGUCUAGUGGAUGAGGCAACAAGGCCUGUGGCAGGAAAACCUGGACAAGCUACCAUGACUGGUCUUCCUCCCAUAAGUGCAGUUCGGUUGGAACAAAUGAGUAAAGCAGUUCGAUGGCUUGUCAUUGAAUUGCAGCAUGGUUCUGGAGCUAGUUCUGCUAAUUCAGCUCUUUCCCAUCCCUCAGCUCCAUUCGAUGCGAGGUUUUCUGAAGAUUCUACUCAGUAGCAUUAGUUUGAUGAUUAAUGUUAUAUAUUUCUCUAUACUGAUCUUUCUUAGGGUAGACUGCUUUCGGCAUUUUAUACCAUGUUAAGUAUUAGCUCUUUGUUAAGCUGUUAAAGAAUGCAACUUAUGUGUAUUGUGCAUCUGUGACAACAUUCCUUAGUUUUAUGGUCAUAAUUAAUGUAUUUUAUUUUAACCUAAAAAAUCGUAUGAGUUCCACUGUGAAUUUAUUAAAC
Vigna angularis (adzuki bean) is the source of this 1406-nucleotide messenger RNA. Its product is annotated as mediator of RNA polymerase II transcription subunit 32. Bases 736 to 1176 code for a protein of 146 amino acids. The transcript has 5 exons. Gene Ontology annotation, cellular component: mediator complex. NCBI's taxonomy places the organism in Eukaryota, Viridiplantae, Streptophyta, Magnoliopsida, Fabales, Fabaceae. Gene Ontology annotation, biological process: cold acclimation; root development; leaf senescence. The record is from RefSeq and is a predicted model, not a curated record.